Tuber aestivum (summer truffle) is the source of this 1138-nucleotide messenger RNA. Lineage: Eukaryota; Fungi; Ascomycota; Pezizomycetes; Pezizales; Tuberaceae. The record is from the annotation of a GenBank genome assembly.
ACCUUAAACAGGUGGGAUUUCCUAAAUCCCCUAAAUUCAAACCGAUUCUACUCAGCUAGAAGCCUCUACCGCGAGAUGGAUUCAAGCACGGGAUUCUUCAAGUUCAUAUUUUCGGACCGUCCGAAGUAUUUCAAAGCAGCGUACGAAUCAUUGGAUCUCAAACCUUACCAGAUCUUUGACCUUCUCCUGAGCCAAGAGCGUUUCAAAAAUUUCUUCUCCAGAGUGGACGUUUACGGUAACAACCUUGCCAACCUAUUAAGUCAAUUUCCAAGCUUCGAGAAAGAUAAUUACAAUGGCUCGUUAUUGCGAGAAAUUAUUAGAGCCUUCACUUUCUCAUUGCUCGCUGAAAGGUUCGAUGAAAUGAGAGCUCGGAGUACAGUGGCAAGAAUUGUUAUCUCGGUUGUGAAAUUAUCGGAUCCAAGGACUUUAGGGUACUUUGGUGUGAGAUUAGGAGCACUCCCGGGGAUAUUGCGGAUUUUGAUAGCGGAAGGACACUUAAAAAAACUAGCCCUAACUCACAAGCGGUGCUUUGAGGGUCUCAUUUCUGAGCCCCGAGCCGGGAAGCAGUGGGUUGAAGUUAUUAUGGAUCUCUGCAAGAAAUGUGAACUGCACGGGUCGAGGCCUAAGAGAACUGGCCACCUGGAGUUGGGGAAGUUUAUUCGCACUAUUCCUUGUGAACACUGCCCAGAUAUUUCUUCUGAUGGUGGGCUCAGCCGGAAUUCUGAGGGCAAGCUUACACGUGCCCCAGGAGACCCUUUUCGACCAGGUACAGAGCCAAACGCAUUCGAACACCUCCUGGGCGAGCCCCUUGGGCCAUGGAAGAUAAUUCUUUCCCAACUGGCUAUGGAGGAUCUGGAAGAAGCGAAUGAACAAGGUACUUGCUCUGUAGAGCUGGGAAUUUGGAAGUUUGUUAAUCUUGUUAGGUCACUUCAAGAGUGUUCGGUGCAAGCUCUACGAGCUCGCCUCCGGGGACUGGGCGGGAAAAAAGAUACUUGAUCGGGCGGAGUGGGGCAACACACUGGGCUAUCGAAUUCCGUUAUUCAAAGCGCUCUACGAGGACAAGACCGAGCAUUAUAUAUUAUGGCAAAUCGAUGCUGCGUUUGAUGAAAGGUUUGGAGAAGAUUGCCAAGUAAUAAAG